Messenger RNA from Eutrema salsugineum, 1655 nucleotides. Its product is annotated as salicylate/benzoate carboxyl methyltransferase. NCBI's taxonomy places the organism in Eukaryota, Viridiplantae, Streptophyta, Magnoliopsida, Brassicales, Brassicaceae. The record is from RefSeq and is a predicted model, not a curated record. The transcript is spliced from 4 exons. Gene Ontology annotation, molecular function: S-adenosylmethionine-dependent methyltransferase activity. The coding region runs from base 206 to 1318 and encodes 370 amino acids. Gene Ontology annotation, biological process: methylation.
UGAUCUGUUUGGUCGUUACAAAUGUUAUAUUUAAAUUCCAAUUUAUUUUCUUAAUUAAAGAAUAAAAUGCAUAUAUAUAUAUAUUGCUUCGAUUUAAAACAAGAAGGAUAUAUAUAGCUUAUCCCAAACCAGAUAUAAUUCUAACAAAGAGUAGCAACACCUCUAGAUCUUAUAAGAAGUUGAUUCAAAGAUUUUUCUCCACAUCAUGUCUUCUUCAAGGAGCUCUUUGAUGAGUGUUGUUAGUAUGAAUGGAGGCGAUGGAGAACAUAGCUAUGCUAAUAAUUCUGGUCAUCAGAAAACGGUUUUCUCUAAAGCACAAACGAUGGUGGUAGAGAAUAUUAAAGAAACUUUAUUGGAUUUGCACUUUCCUGAAUGCAUUAAAGUAGCUGAGUUGGGCUGUUCUUCCGGACCAAACACUUUCUUCGCCAUGUCCGAAAUCGUCAACACCAUCAUAGCUUCGUACCAAGAAAAGGGUCGGAACCCGCCAGAAAUCGAUUGUUGUCUAAAUGAUCUUCCAGAUAAUGAUUUCAAUAUGACCUUCAAGUGGGCAUGUUCUUUCCAAGACAAUCAGAAGAUGAAUGUUGAGGCGUCGUGCUUCGUUUCAGGAGUCCCUGGUUCUUUUUACUCGAGGCUUUUCCCAAGCAAAUCUCUUCAUUUUGUUCACUCAGCUUGCAGUAUCCAUUGGCUCUCUAAAGUCCCUGAAGGGAUUGAGGAUAACAAGAGGAACAUAUAUAUUAGAAGUCCUUGCCCUCUAAAUGUGUCCAAGAGUUACUUGGAUCAGUUUCAAAAAGAUUUUUCGUUAUUCUUAAAAAUGCGUUCUGAAGAAGUAGUGUCUAAUGGACGUAUGGUUCUCAUAUUCAAAGGCAGGAAUGCUUCUGAUCCUCUAUAUAGAGAGAUGUGUCACUAUUGUUCGUUGUUGACUGAUUCCCUCCUCGACUUAGUUUCUGAGGGAGUAGUAAAGGAAGAAGAGGUGAAUUCAUUUAACUUGCCGUUCUAUGAUGCGGGUGAAGAAGAGGUGAGGGAAGUUGUCCAAAAUGAAGGAUCAUUUGAGAUCAACAAUUUCGAGACGCAUGAACAUCUAGUUCCAUACAAAGAUAGCCAGGAAGAUGACGAUGAAACAUGUCGAUUAAAAUUUGGUGAAAUAAUGGCAAACAGAAAAAGAUCCAUAACCGAACCGAUGUUGGUUGCUCAUUUUGGAGAUGCUAUUAUCGACCGUCUGUUUAAGAAGUACGCACACAACGCAGCCCGACACUACAUUGUGUCAAGAAGCUGCACCAAAACGACCGUCAACUUUGUUGUUUCAUUGACUAGAAAAUAAAAAGGUUUCGUAUUGCUUUGCUGGUUACGAUAAUAAAUGAGAUCCGUCACUGAAUCAAUGCUUGCUGGUCACUUUGGAGAUGCCAUUAUCGACCGUUUGUUCAACAAGCUAGCACACCGUGCGGCUCAUAUAUCGAGCAACUAUUUCAAUACGAAGACAGCUGAAUGUUUCGUUUCAUUCACUAGGAAAUAAAUCGGAAUAGUUUUUAUUUACUUAUCAGAUCGAGGAUUUGCAUGCAGAAUAAUGGUCUGAAUUAUUGAUGCAUUUUAAUUAAUAUUUUUAUUUUGUUUUCUUUUUUUUCGACGUCAAAUUGUUGUUGUUUAAUUGAUAUCUAUUG